AUGACACCAUACGACAAGUCUAACUACUUAAAGGCGGCACUAACAGGGGAUGGAGCGGCAGCCAUCGAUGGACUGCAGCCCACAGCAGAGUGCUACGCGGACGCCAUCGAUCUCCUACAGCGGAGGUUCGAGAAGCAAGAAGCGCUAAUCCAGGAUCACAUGGACAUACAACGUGUUUCACCUCAGCGCAACGUCAGAAUACUGCGGCGAUUGUAUGAUAGCCGUCAAGCUCGCAUCCAGGGUCUCAAGGCACUGGGCGUGAGCGAAGAAUCCUACUGUUCAAUGCUUUACCCAGUGCUCCUUCGAGCGCUCCCAAGAGAAAUUAUCAUCGAAUACCACCGAAAGACGCUGCAGUGGGAAGCCGAGAGCGUCACCGCCAGUAGAUCUGUACCAGCGUCACAGACAAGUUCGGAACCUACCGCAGAUCGCACACAUCUGAGAGCACUUCGGACUUUACUCGAGUUUCUGCACAUCAAGGUGGAGAGCCAGGAAAAGGCAUCUAAAGAACAGGCAGAGGACGUUGGUGGUAAAUCUACAUCCCAUUUCACCAAGUGCGAGACGCAGAAGUCGACAAACCCCGACAUGCCACGAACCUCUCCUGCUACGGCUCUGCAUGGUGUUGUGAAAGGCCUUAAAUGUUUCUUCUGCAGGUCAAAAAAGCAUGAAACACCCGACUGCAACUCAAGGAUAACGCUAGCUGAAAAGAAGCGCAGGCUACAAAACGCCCAGAGGUGCUUCCGGUGCACGAAAGUGGGGCACAUGGCAAGGAUGUGUCGAGGUACACCCUGCUGGAACAGGUGCCGAGGCAGACAUACAUCCAGCAUGUGCGACCCAGAUUAUACUCCGAGACGAUCUGCCGACAGAUCGAACGCACAGCAAAAGAAAGACGAAGCAUCAGUUAGCCUGCAUGUAAACGAAGAAAACACGCCGACAGUACUUUUACAAACGGUUACCGCGUCGGUGGAAGGCAAAAACAGGAAAAAGCGAGCUCGGAUUCUUUUUGACAGUGGUAGCCAGCGGUCCUUCAUCACGGAAGAGCUAUCGAGGAGUCUCGGUUUCAAACUGCUCGGGACUGAGAUCCUGACUGUCGGAGUGUUCGGAGGCAAGAAUAGGGAACGAACGUACCGCAGGGUCCGAGUGAUUCUGCGCAACCAACACAAUGGCAAGAAAUACAAGAUCGACGCCCUCAACACACAUUCCAUCUCCGAGCAAGAACUCCCUAGCCCUGAGGAGGACGUUAUUGGAAAAAUGGAAGAACUUGGGUUUAAGUCGGGUGACGACCUGAACGGACUGGACUGUGGCGGUGUAGUGAUACUACUGGGAUCGGAACAUUACUGGGAAUGUGUAACAGGAAGGAUCCAACGACUGAGCAACAGCGUACAUGGAUCCACACAAUUGACUUCCGAUACUGUCAGCUGUUCCCAGGUGACAGUGCUCAUAUCCGCUGUAGACGAACAAGAGCCAUCAAUAUUGAGGAGAUUCUGGGAGCUUGAAAGUGUGGGAGUACUCGAAGAGGCGGAGCGAGAUCAGUCAGAUAAUGACAUCAUGCGACGCUUUGAAGCGAGCAUCACCAAGACGAAGGGAAGCGCGGUCCUAAAGAAAAUGCUGGAGGACAACGUACCCGAAGAGAGAGCCCUUGGACAGCUGACGGGAGUGGUGAAAGUGCUGGGCAUAACGUGGGAGUCGAACGAAGACAAACUGUCUUUUACAACAGAACAGGUGGUCGAGUUUACAAACCAACGCAGAAACACCAAGCGAUUCGCGCUCCAGACCAAGGCGCGACUCUACAACCCACUCGGUUUCCUCUCCCCUUUCGUGGCCCGAGCCAAGAUUUUGUUUCAAGAGAUCUGGAAGCGGAACCUGCGUUCGGAUGAUGCACUGCCGGGCGAACUGGUGGGAGACUGGGAGAGUUGGUACGACGAGCUCACCAAACUGGGUCAGAUCAGCGUUGCCAGGUACUAA
Ixodes scapularis (black-legged tick) is the source of this 1962-nucleotide messenger RNA. RefSeq lists its product as uncharacterized. Gene Ontology annotation, molecular function: nucleic acid binding; zinc ion binding. The transcript is spliced from 2 exons. The record is from RefSeq and is a predicted model, not a curated record. NCBI's taxonomy places the organism in Eukaryota, Metazoa, Arthropoda, Arachnida, Ixodida, Ixodidae. Bases 1 to 1962 code for a protein of 653 amino acids.